This is a messenger RNA of Paramecium primaurelia, 558 nucleotides long. The record is from the annotation of a GenBank genome assembly. NCBI's taxonomy places the organism in Eukaryota, Ciliophora, Oligohymenophorea, Peniculida, Parameciidae.
AUGAAAGAUUAAAUAUAAAUUGAAAAUUGUAUUUAAAAUUGCAAAAAGAAAGUAAAUACAUGUAAAAACAGAUUGGAACAAUUAAAAUUUAAGAUAAAUGAUUAAUAUAUUUAAGAAAUGGAAGAUUAAGAUAUAAGUGAAUUGUAAUAAAUUUAACAACCAAAGAAUUGUAAAAUAAAACAUGAAGGAAAGGAUUAUUGUUAUUAUUAAAAUAGAAUUCACACUACGAUAAGUGAAAAUUAUUAAUAAAAAACAAAUUAAGUAGAUAAAUUUAAUUAGACUUUAUAUUUUUUAAUGAGUAAUCGAGAUAGAUCGUUAGAAGAAAAAUCAGAGAAAUUAAAUAAUACUAUAUAAGGUUAAAAAUUUUUGGAUGAUACAUAAAAUGAACUCAAAAAAUCACUACAUUAUAGUGUUAGAUAAAGUUAAUAAUAGAAAAAUAAAUUUCUUUCUAUGUUAUAAACAUUAUAGAAAGAAAAAGAGAGUAUUGAUAAUGUAAAAAGGAAAAGAUUAUAAAAAUUAAGAAAUCAAAUAUUAUAAGGAUAAUUUGCAGAAAUAUGA